AUUAAGUUACAGAGCGGAUGAAACUGGAGGAUAAGGACCGGAGAGUAACGGAAACUGAAAGAGACGAGAGAGAUGGAGUGUUUUUAGAGAAAGAAAGAAAGUGUUUUUGAUCUAUUAUUUUCAUUUUUAUUUAUAUCUUGAUUUAUUGUUAGAACAGUUUUGAGUCUUUGACCCUUCUCUCUCCCUUUAUCUCUCUGCGAUUUAUUUUGCACUUGAAGAUCGAAUCACAAAUCUGAUAUGUUAUCCGAACUCUGUUUCCAAAUCGAAGAAGAUGAGAAGUGUUAACAACAGCGUCGAGACUAUCAACGCCGCAGCCACUGCCAUCAUUUCUGCCGAGUCUCGUGUCCAGCCAACCGUCGUUCAGAAAAGAAGAUGGGGAGGCUGCUGGAGUCUGUACUGGUGCUUUGGUUCUCAUAAAAAUAGCAAGCGAAUUGGUCAUGCUGUUCUUGUUCCUGAACCAGAAGUACCGCAAGCUGUAGUCACUUCUGCUGAAAAUCAAACACAUUCAACUGCUGCCGCUGUUCCUUUCAUUGCUCCUCCCUCUUCUCCUGCUUCAUUCCUCCAAUCUGAUCCCCCUUCUGUCACCCAGUCACCAGCAGGAUUGCUCUCUCUUACUGCUCUUUCAGUGAGUGCAUACUCCCCUGGUGGGCCUGCAUCCAUUUUUGCCAUAGGUCCUUAUGCUCAUGAAACCCAGCUAGUCACUCCACCUGUGUUUUCUGCCUUCACUACUGAACCAUCAACCGCUCCCUUCACUCCUCCUCCUGAAUCUGUUCAGUUGACUACACCUUCUUCCCCAGAAGUGCCAUUUGCUCAACUCCUGACAUCUUCUCUGGAGCGUGCUCGAAGAAACAGUGGGGCAAAUCAAAAGUUUGCAUUAUCCCAUUAUGAAUUCCAGUCUUAUCCACUGUACCCUGGAAGCCCAGGUGGUCAACUCAUCUCACCAGGCUCAAUAAUAUCAAAUUCAGGCACUUCUUCCCCUUUCCCUGAUAGACACCCCCUUCUUGAGUUCCGUAUGGGGGAAGCGCCUAAGCUCUUGGGCUUUGAACAUUUUACCACUCGUAAGUGGGGCUCGAGACUGGGUUCUGGAACUUUGACACCAGAUGGAGUUGGGCUAGGUUCAAGGCUUUGUUCUGGUACUGCGACUCCAGAUGGAGUGGGGCUAGGUUCAAGGCUUGGUUCUGGGUCCGUGACUCCAGAUGGUGUGGGGCUGCGUUCAAGGCUUGGUUCUGGAUCUUUAACGCCUGAUUGUGUGGUGCCUGCAUCUCAAGAUGGUUUGCUUCUGGAAAACCAGAUUUCUGAGGUUGCAUCCCUUGCUAACUCAGAAAAUGCAUCUAAAAAUGAUGAAAAUAUAGUCGAUCAUAGAGUCUCAUUCGAAUUGAGUGGUGAAGAGGUUGCACGUUGUCUUGAAAGCAAGUCAAUGACAUCAUCUAGAACUUUCUCAGAAUGCCCACAGGACAGUAUGGCAGAGGAACAAAUAAACAGUGAGGAGAUUCUAAUUAAUAGUAAUGAUUGUUUACACAUCGGGGAAACUUCCAAUGAAACGCCUGAGAAACCCUCAGGAGAAACGGAAGAAGAGCCUUGCUAUAGAAAACAUCGUUCUAUCACACUUGGGUCAAUCAAAGAGUUCAACUUUGAUAAUUCAAAAGAAGUACCAGAUAAGCCCACUAUCAGCUCUGAGUGGUGGGCCAAUGAAACAAUUGCUGGGAAGGAAGCUAGGCCUGCCAACAACUGGACUUUCUUCCCAUUGUUACAGCCAGAGGUCAGCUGACUCUGAAACCUUGCAAAAUAGCCUCUGCUCUAUCCAUGCACGAGCAACAAUAUUGCUUUCCUGAAUACCUUCGGAUGUAAGUCUGAAGGCAACUGCGUUUUGGAGGUACUGUUCACCAAGUCUGAGAUUACGGUGAUCAUUGCAUGGGUAAAAGUGAUCCAAAUGACAAGUGCUGAGAUAAAAUAGUUUGUAGGGAUCAUUAGUAUGAGAACUGAAAAUUCUUUUCAAUUUUUUCCUUGUAGUUGGUUGUUAUACAAAAAUAGCACUUGCAUAUAGGUGUUGUGUUCUAGAUGGUUUUUGCUUAUCUUGUGUGAUAAUGAGAAAAAAAAAAAAAAAAAA
Molecule: messenger RNA, 2107 nt
Organism: Jatropha curcas
Lineage: Eukaryota; Viridiplantae; Streptophyta; Magnoliopsida; Malpighiales; Euphorbiaceae
Product: hydroxyproline-rich glycoprotein family protein
Source: RefSeq, a predicted model, not a curated record